UUCGAACAUGACGGACGACAAAUCUCAGAAUUUCGAUCAAAGUCGUGGUGAUGACCACGACGCUCCAAGCUCUGGCCAGCCUCUCUCUAAUUCAUGGCGAGAUGAGCCUCUGACACCUGCCGAAACAUUAAAAGUUACGGAAAUUCUCCGAGCGUGCAGAAACAACGACAGACAACAACUAGUAGCACUUGCCACGGCCUCGGGCGGUCUCGUAGAGGACCAUGUUAGACGUAUCGCCUGUACUUCUUCUACCGAUGCCGAUCAUACAGACGAUUGGCAAGAGAUGCCUGUACACGGAGAUGAAGAACAGGUCAAGCUUGAUGUUCACCGCGCUUUCGUGUAUUAUCCAACUGAGAAGCAAAUCGAAGGCCGUAAACACGAACUCUCGGACCUCAUCACUGGCCUACUGCGUCGGCAUCCGUGUCUGCACUACUUCCAGGGCUUCCACGACAUUGCGCAAGUGCUUUUGCUUGUGUUAGGCGCUGACCAGGCUGCAUCUCUCCUGGCCCGCUUGUCUCUUCUGCGGAUCCGGGACUACAUGCUUCCUACUUUCUCGGCUAGUGAAUCACAUGUGCAGCUACUGCCGGCAAUAGUCUAUGCUACUGAUCCGAAACUUUGCCAGCAUCUGGCCAGAUUGCGGCCGUACUUUGCUAUUGCUGCAACUCUGACCCUCUACGCACACGACAUCGAAGAGUAUGGCGGCAUCUCUCGGCUGUUCGACUUCCUUCUGGCACAUGAAGCUGUGAUAUCGGUGUACAUGUAUGCAACGCCAAAACCGGGACAACUCUCCCGGAUGAUCACUCUUGCUGACCAGGAUCCAGNA
Molecule: messenger RNA, 823 nt
Organism: Aureobasidium vineae
Lineage: Eukaryota; Fungi; Ascomycota; Dothideomycetes; Dothideales; Saccotheciaceae
Source: the annotation of a GenBank genome assembly